This is a messenger RNA of Sus scrofa (pig), 1948 nucleotides long. RefSeq names its product olfactory receptor 6C75-like. Gene Ontology annotation, cellular component: membrane. Gene Ontology annotation, molecular function: G protein-coupled receptor activity; olfactory receptor activity. The record is from RefSeq and is a predicted model, not a curated record. Gene Ontology annotation, biological process: G protein-coupled receptor signaling pathway. Lineage: Eukaryota; Metazoa; Chordata; Mammalia; Artiodactyla; Suidae.
UCUUAUAAAAAAUGCAAUUGAUUUCUAAAACAUGUUUGGGAAUUGAAAACUGCUAUUGAAAAUGUAGUUGCAAGAGUUCGUAUGUUUCCAAAUGGAUAGCAGGAUUUCUUUUUAUUUAUAUUUAUGCUCUAAAGUUUUUGUUUCUAAAAGCUGUCAAUUAUCACAAUUGUAUUCCUGAAAGUAAGACCUUGCUAAAGAGAUACCUUCCUUAAUUUUGCAGAGAAUUUUAGCUUCAUGUCAAGAUUAGAAAAAUUAUCUAUGAAUUCUCUCAGAUGCUGUGGCUCUGUUUUACGAAUUUUAGGUCCAGUUUGCAAUUUCCUGAUUUGGCACCCAAUUGAGAUGGAUUUUGAAUUAUGUUCUUAUUGUUGCCAUUCCUGAAGCAGUAAUAUAUCUUGUAGUGAGUUUUAAACAUAUUGUGUAUCAUUUGCCCACUUAAAAAGAAAAAAAAACUUAUAUGUGUCCUCCUCACACAUAAUUUCCAUAGAAUUUAAGGGAGUUCCCAAACAUUCUGAAAUCUAUCCAUGUACUCAAGGCUAAGAUCUUGUAGUGGGUAUUUGUAGAAUAAAGUUUAAAAAGAGCAAAGGUGUAGAACAAAAAAGGCUUUGCAUUCAAUUUCUUGCUAAAUUACUAAUGCAGCACUUCUCCACUUUGCUAUGAAUUUGUAAAGUUUGUAGAAAUAGAAAUUUCCUACAUCUCACCCAAGGUAUUCGAAUGGAUUAGAUUGGUUGUGUCAUGGGUAUUUAUCUUUAAAGAUUCACCAACUUUCUGACAGAAUUCUGGCGUUUAGAUAUAUAUCCCAAAUUCUUUCAUCUGAACCUCAAUUUUCUUCUCCAAAAGGUGGGGAUGGUAAUACUCCUUUCAAAGAGUUGUUGGAAAUAUUAAUAAGAAAAUUGUGUGCAUCUCCAAACAGUUUCUAGCACAUUGUCAGUGAUCAAUGAAUGUUAGCUUCUCUCUUGUCUUUUUCAUUCUUUCUGAUUGAUUCUAAUCACUAAUACUGACCAUUAUUUUUUUUUAACUCUUUUUGUCUAACUUUGACCAUAAGUGAGAAAUGAGGAAUCAUUCAGUGCAGACAGAGUUCGUCCUUUUGGGUCUAACUGAUGACCCUGUGUGGCAGAUUGUAAUUUUUCUCUCUCUGUCUGUUACCUACAUGUUGAGUGUGACUGGAAACUUAACCAUCAUUAUUCUCACUCUGCUGGAUUCCCACCUUAAGACACCAAUGUACUUCUUCCUACGCAAUUUCUCCUUUUUAGAAAUCUCCUUCACAACCUCUUGUAUUCCAAGGUUCCUGAAGAGCCUUGUGACAAAGGAUCGGACUAUUUCCUACAUGAGUUGUAUGGCUCAGUUAUUUUUCUAUUUCUUUUUGGGAGUAACUGAAUUUUACCUUCUGGCCGCCAUGUCCUAUGACCGUUAUGCAGCUAUAUGUAAACCUCUACAUUAUACCACUAUUAUGAGCAACAAAGUUUGCUACCAACUUGUACUCAGCUCCUGGGCAACUGGAUUCCUGCUCAUCUUUCCUCCAAUGAUCUUGGCCCUCAAGUUGGAAUUCUGUGAUUCAAAUGUCAUUGAUCAUUUUAUUUGUGACUCUCCUCCCAUCCUACAGAUCUCUUGUUCAGAUACACAUUUCCUAGAGCUCAUGUCUUUUCUCCUGGCUGUGGUGACACUGAUGGUCACAUUGACAUUAGUGAUUCUCUCCUAUGGCUCUAUCAUCAAGACAAUUCUCAAAUCCCCUUCUGCUCAGCAGAGGACCAAAGCCUUUUCUACCUGUUCUUCCCACAUGAUUGUAGUUUCCAUUUCUUAUGGAAGCUGCAUCUUCAUGUACAUAAAACCAUCAGCAAAUGGCAGAGUGACUCUAAGCAAAGGAGUAGCUGUGCUCCAUACCUCAGUUGCCCCCUUUAUUGAAUCCCUUCAUUUAUACCCUAAGGAACCAGCAAGUGAAACAGGCCUUUAA